Molecule: messenger RNA, 1015 nt
Organism: Emiliania huxleyi CCMP1516
Lineage: Eukaryota; Haptophyta; Isochrysidales; Noelaerhabdaceae
Exons: 2
Coding region: 17-862 (281 amino acids)
Source: RefSeq, a predicted model, not a curated record
GCAGAUCCUCGAAGUCAUGGUCCUCUCCGCCCUUGCACCGCUCUCGCUCGGCUUCCACGCGCCGAUGACGGCCGUCGCGCCGGCGUCGCGUGCCGCCGUCCGCAUGCAGGUCGGCUACGUCGCGCCGACCGCGCCCGGCGUCGCCGAGACGCCCCUCGCGCGGGGCAACGCGCCCCUCGGCAUCGACUCCUCCAUCCUCGUCCAGGGCGGCUCGCUCCGCACCUGGUCGUACCGCUCGCCGUCAGUCGAGCAGGUCCAAGUGGUCCUCAGCACUGAGGGCCGCCCGCUGGACGCGGACAUCGAGCUGUGGCAGGGGCCGGACAACACGCCGUGCAAGAUGCGCGUGUACGUCGAGAACGGCCAGCUCCGCCCCUUCAGCGCCGUCGUCGAGACGCCCCGCGGCCCAAACACGGUCGCCAUCCGCAACAUCGGCCAGAUCGAGUUCCCCCUCGCCGCAAACGUGGUGGCGGAGAACGUGGACGCGCCGUCGGCCGAGUGCCUCGACACGCGCAUGACCAUCCAGGGCGGCGCCCUCCGCACCUACCCCUUCGACCCCUCGGUGGAGAGCGUCCAGGUCCUGCUCAAGACGGACGGCAGGCCGCUCAACGCGCGGAUCGAGCUGCUGCAGGGCCCUAACAACAACAAGCAGGUGAUCGAGCUGUACACGGAGGACGGCCUCGACCGGCCCUUCUUCUGCAUCCUCGAGACGCCCGGCUCGGGCAACGUCGUCCGCGUCGUCAACACCGCCCCCGUCGAGUUCCCGAUGACUGCCGGGGUCGUGCCUAACUCCAUCAACCAGCAGAUGUCGUCCGACGCCGUCCUCGGCGGCGACGUCGUGCUCGGCGGCGACGCGGGGUGGUGACCGGCGCGUGCGCAAGUUUCAUGCGCGCUGCCCUGAGUGGGCGGCGAGACAAUAGAGAGAGAUGUUUGUGCGAUCUGGUGUGCGCAGAAUGUCAGUCGCAUUUAGGAGCGGUCUUGUGUUGGGCACAGCAUUCACGAAGAUUUAUUAUCAUUC